Molecule: messenger RNA, 1514 nt
Organism: Syngnathoides biaculeatus (alligator pipefish)
Lineage: Eukaryota; Metazoa; Chordata; Actinopteri; Syngnathiformes; Syngnathidae
Gene: itm2cb
Product: integral membrane protein 2Cb
Exons: 6
Coding region: 137-883 (248 amino acids)
Biological process (GO): negative regulation of amyloid precursor protein biosynthetic process
Cellular component (GO): plasma membrane; Golgi apparatus; extracellular exosome
Molecular function (GO): amyloid-beta binding
Source: RefSeq, a predicted model, not a curated record
GGGUCUCCGCCGGUGGCUAUAAGAGCGAAACCAGGUCUGAAGUUGCAGGAAAACUGCACAAGUGUGCCCAGAAACCAGACGGGUGGCGAGCAAAAAACCCGACAGGGGCAUCUAACAUCCGCAACACACGUCCAGAAUGGUGAGGAUCGCCUUCCACGCUGCCUCGGGGGACAAGCAGGGAAAAGAUGAGGAGCACGUGAUCAUACAACAGAAGGAGCAAGAGCAGCCUCAUGCAAUCCACAUCAAGAAGCAUUUUCUUGUCCGCCUGUCGUUGGUGACGAUUUCUGUGCUGGUGGUCCUGGUGGGGUUGGUGCUGGGUUCCGUCUACACUUACCGCCACUUCUUCCCUGCUCAGCCUCUGACCGAAAGGAGCGUGUUCUUCUGCCGGGUGGUCUUCCAAGACCCCAUGAUCCACAAACACCUGGAGCUGAAAGAGAAAGUGGCCAUCUCCCUCGAAAAGGACUACCAGCUCAUCAACGUGCCCGUGCCCGAGUUCAGCGGCAGCGAUGCCGCCGACAUUGUUCACGACUUCCAAAGGGAACUGACGGUUUAUUAUGACAAAACACUGGACAAGUGCUACGUGACUGAGCUGAACAGCACGCAAGUGAUGCGCCCCAAGAGUUUGUGGGAGCUGCUCAACAACGUGCAGAAAGGCACGUAUUUCCCGCAGAACUACCUGGUCCGCGAGGAGAUGACCGUGACAGGCUACAUCAGCAACGUCCGCCAGCUGGGCCCCGUCAUCAACCACAUGUGCCACGGCAAGGAGACUUUUGGCCUGCGUCACCACAGCACGCACCGACGCAUGCGUCGCAGGCGCAGCGUGUGCCGCACCAUCCACCACUUCGAGAACCCUUACUUGGUGGAGACGCUGAUCUGCACCUGAACGUUCCAGAACGGCAGCCGGGCCAACGCUUAAGCUACUUUCCAACCUUACCUCUUGAAGUCUUUUGCUACUUUCUAACUGCACUUUACAACUCAUUUGACUUAUUCCAUUUUCACUUUUUUGUCCAAAUCUAGUGUUAAGAGAUUUUCUGUGCUGUGUGCGUGCGUGUGUGUGUUUGUCAGCACGGUGUGGGAGUGGUUAGCACAUCGCACCUUUUUUAAAGCAAUUACAAUAUGUAAAAAUAAAAAACAUAUACCUCAUGUAGUUCAAUGUACAGUAAAUUACUCUUGAUUGUCACCAAGCAAUAUAUGAAUAGAGUACAUGUCAGUUUUGAAGUUUACAUGCACAUAUUGAGUUUGUUUCAGUCAAUCUUAUAAAUGACUUUAGACUGUAAGCAGUACAAGAGCUUUAGAGUGUCAGAAGGAACUUUAGUGUGCGCUCCGACAUUUGUUAUUGAAGAUAAUGAGGAUUAUUAUUGUAUGUAGUGUUUUUUACUUGAACCUGUCUAUUGCUAUCUUCCCUUUUCCAGCAUUAAUGAUCAUUUUGGGUUAUCAGUUGAUGUGUGACUCAAAUAUUUGUGUAUUUUACUGUAAUAUCUUGCUGCUUUAAUAAACUUAUUUGUCUUAUCUUU